UCGAUUCUCCGCGUUCCCUAGUUGCAGACAUGGCUGCCGCGACGCCUCUCUCCCCUGAGGACUUGCUCCUGCCCAAGGGAGGCACGGGCAAGGCCGAAGAGCUGGAAGAAGAGAUGACGGAGGAGGACGAUGACGAGGAGCUGGAUGAGACAUUGGCAGAGAGGCUUUGGGGUUUGACAGAGAUGUUCCCCGAGGGCGUCCGAACUGCAGCCGGAGCGACCUUCGACUUGUCUUGUUCUGUUGUCCAGAAAAUGUACAGGUUCUCCAGGGCAGCUUUGUGGAUUGGGACCACCUCCUUCAUGAUCCUAGUUCUUCCUGUUGUUUUUGAAACGGAAAAACUUCAGAUGGAGCAGCAGCAGCAACUGCAGCAACGGCAGAUUUUAUUAGGACCCAACACAGGGCUGUCCGGAGGCAUGCCAGGAGCCCUGCCUUCUCUUCCUGGAAAGAUUUAGAGAAAAUUACAUUGGAGCCAUAUCAUGAAAGGAAAUCUUGAAAUUGUUGGAACUUUUGAUUGGUUAGGCUGGAGCAUUUCCCCCCCAUAAGCAUUGGAACAUCAGCCUAUUCAUGGUGGAGGCAGGAUCCCUUUCUGGAUCUCCUGAAAUGGGCUAUCUGCCUUCCCCCUUAGGCAGUCUUGACUUUUUCCAUCCACUGAAUCCAUGUUCUAAGCAACUGCAAAGACUUUAAUAGCUUAUGUUCUGGUAUCCUUAUCUCCAGGAAGCCACCUCAGGAUAUGUCACAUUCUGGUUAACUUCAGCCAGAAAUAGUGUCCAUGUAAAUAUUCCUGUAUUCCUCUCCUGCUGUAUUGAAGACCUACUUCAGCACAGUAACAGCAAGAAAUUGAGUGAAUAUUCCAGCACAUACAGCGAAUGGAAGAAUCUAGUAUGUACAUUAGACUGUAUAUGCAGUGGGCUCCUACUUGAAAGAAAUUACAUGCCCUGUAAAUGUAUUUAAAAAAUAUGGGGAAGCGGGAAAAGUCAUUUUUGCCAAGUCUCUCUGCUGAAUCUAUUAGUAUCAAAGUCAGCUAAAGUACUUUUGUAUUAAAUAGUUUCAGUGCAAACACUGGAGUGUUUUCUUUUAAAAUUUCAUGUACUGUUUGCUUCUUUAGGUUGGAUAAUA
Molecule: messenger RNA, 1116 nt
Organism: Gekko japonicus
Lineage: Eukaryota; Metazoa; Chordata; Lepidosauria; Squamata; Gekkonidae
Gene: TOMM22
Product: translocase of outer mitochondrial membrane 22 homolog (yeast)
Exons: 4
Coding region: 30-452 (140 amino acids)
Biological process (GO): intracellular protein transport
Cellular component (GO): mitochondrial outer membrane
Source: RefSeq, a predicted model, not a curated record